This is a messenger RNA of Musa acuminata subsp. malaccensis (wild Malaysian banana), 1305 nucleotides long. The record is from RefSeq and is a predicted model, not a curated record. NCBI's taxonomy places the organism in Eukaryota, Viridiplantae, Streptophyta, Magnoliopsida, Zingiberales, Musaceae.
GGUCAGACUCAUCAUCUCUGCAUCGCAACCACCGUGCGACUCGCCAUCGUGUUUGCUAAUCCUUCAUCUUAUUGCCUAAAUGAUCCCAUAGUUCUAUCAUUUCCCCAUUGUUCUCUCUUCCAUCAUCUUCCUUCCUUGUUUCAUGUCCAUGGUCCAUAGUACCCACAGGGCUACUCACCUAUGCAACUUGCAGACUGUCGACAAGAAUACGAUAGUUUGGCUCCUACUACCUCAGAUUGAGAUCUCCAAUCCCCCAUGCGAGAGAGUGUCCACCCAAUUCGAGAGGAAAAAGCCAUUUUGGAUAAGACCAAGGUUCCAUCUCCCGCUCCCGCCACAUCCCAACACCAGAAGCGGAGGAAGUCUCGCCUGCAACCACGCGCGCCCAGAUGUGUAGCCCCGAGUCCGAGCUCGCCCUCCUAGACUCCAUCCGCCGCCAUCUACCCGGCGACCCCGAACCUGGCCCCUACCACUCCUGCUACCCCACGCCGGCCUGCCACCGGAGCUGCAGCUUUGGACGCCUCGUCGCCGACCAGUGGUCCGACGGCCUCCCCUUCCGCCUCGACGACCCCGACGAUAUGGUCGUCUACGACGCCCUCGCCGACGCCUUCCGCCACGGAUGGACGCCCUCUUCGGCCGUACCCGUCGCUGUUGGCGAGACCCUGGCGGUGAGUGCGGCGCCGGCUCCGGGGAGGCAGUACCGGGGGGUGCGGCGGCGGCCGUGGGGAAAGUUCGCGGCGGAGAUACGGGACCCGGCCAGGAACGGGGCCAGGGUGUGGCUGGGGACGUUCGGCUCCGCGGAGGACGCGGCCCUCGCCUACGACCGCGCAGCCUUCAGGAUGCGCGGCUCCCGCGCGCUGCUCAACUACCCACUGCGGAUCGGGUCGGCGGAGGCCGCGCCGGACUCUAUCACUCCUCCUCUCCUGAUAACUCUCCCUCAGAAAAGGCCUCGUCCAAGAGGAGGAAGAAAGGGGCGGCGGCGGCCAUCAUAACGUCGCCUUCUCCAGCUUCGUCCCUCGGUUCGGUUCCGGUAUCAGUUAAGACACGUCGGCCAUCUCUUGGUGAGCUAAGAAGAUGGCAAUAGUGGAAGGAUGUGUGGAUGAAGCCUCAUGGAAAUGUGUUCUUUGCGAAGUAGAAUAAACGCGAAUGCCAUGAGUCGAUGGCUGUGUUUGAUUUGCUGUUCAUUGUUCUUUCUUUCUCUUUUUCCGUGCAAAAACAUUAUAGCAAAUCAACCAUCUUUGUUCAUCGAUUUUAGAUUUUUAGUGUCAUCAUGUUUGAUCUUAAUACCAGUAAAUAGCAUUGUGAUCU